This is a messenger RNA of Dermochelys coriacea (leatherback sea turtle), 4876 nucleotides long. RefSeq names its product TBC1 domain family member 20 (gene TBC1D20). The coding region runs from base 384 to 1565 and encodes 393 amino acids. Lineage: Eukaryota; Metazoa; Chordata; Testudines; Dermochelyidae. Gene Ontology annotation, biological process: positive regulation of GTPase activity; endoplasmic reticulum to Golgi vesicle-mediated transport. Gene Ontology annotation, cellular component: endoplasmic reticulum membrane. The record is from RefSeq and is a predicted model, not a curated record. The transcript has 8 exons. Gene Ontology annotation, molecular function: GTPase activator activity.
UUUGCUUUGAUGGCUGACGCGGUUGCACCCAGCCCCCCACGUGCGGUGCAGGAACAGCCCCGCGCCCUGCACCGAUUUGCUCACAGGCAGGUGUCCCAGGCGCACAGGGCUGGGGGCAGGGACCGAGCGCGCCCCGCGGCUGCCGCCCCGUGCAGCGAGCGCGAGAGACCGCGCGCGCCGGGACGCUCCGGAAGCCGCGUCAGUCAGACGCGCAGGCGCCGUGGCUUCUACUGGCCUCUUCCGCCCUGGCCGUGGGACGGGAGCCUCACGCGCAAGCGCUCGGCGCGGUGACGUAGCAGGGCGCGCCCCGCGGUGGGCGGAGCUAGUAGAGGAAGCGGAGCCGGGCCCCGCCCGCCCGGGAUGCGCUUCGGCGCCCGGAGACCAUGUCCCUGCGCAGGCCGCCGCCGGACGGUAUCGCGCCGCACGAGUAUAAUUGUAAGAAGAAAAGGAAAGUAGCAGAGAUUUAUCAGGCCCUGAACAGCGAUCCCAUUGAUGUGGCUGCACUCAGACGAAUGGCAAUCAGUGAAGGGGGUCUCCUGACAGAUGAGAUUCGUUGCAAAGUAUGGCCAAAGCUUCUCAAUGUGAAGACAGAUGAUCUGCCUCCUGCUCCAGGAAAGGAGCUGCGAGAGGACAAUGAAGACUACCAGCAGGUGUUGUUGGAUGUGAGGCGAUCCCUACGCCGCUUCCCACCUGGGAUGCCAGAUGAGCAGAGGGAAGGGCUCCAGGAAGAACUGAUCGACAUCAUCCUGCAGGUUUUACAGCGCAACCCCCAGCUGCACUACUACCAGGGCUAUCAUGACAUUGUGGUCACUUUUCUGCUGGUCGUGGGGGAGAGACUGGCGACUGCUCUUGUGGAAAAGCUUUCGACCCACCACCUCAGGGAUUUUAUGGACCCAACUAUGGACAACACCAAGCACAUUUUAAAUUACCUGAUGCCCAUUAUAGACCAGGUGAACCCUGAACUCCAUGACUUCAUGCAAAGUGCUGAAGUGGGGACCAUCUUUGCACUCAGUUGGCUCAUAACCUGGUUUGGACAUGUCCUGGCUGACUUCCGACACGUGGUGCGAUUGUAUGACUUCUUCCUGGCAUGCCACCCGCUGAUGCCCAUUUACUUUGCUGCUGUGAUCGUAUUGUAUCGGGAGCAGGAGGUUCUGGACUGCGAAUGCGACAUGGCCUCUGUCCACCAUCUCUUGUCCCAGAUCCCGCAGGACCUUCCCUAUGAGACCCUGAUUAGCAGAGCUGGGGAUCUCUUCGUCCAGUUUCCUCCGUCAGAGCUUGCCAGGAAGGCAGCACAGCAGCGUGCUGAGAGGACCGCUGCGUCCACCUUUAAAGACUUUGAGUUGGCUUCAGCCCAGCAGAGACCAGACGCUGUGCUGCGACAGCGCUUCAGGGACCGGCUCCGAGUGGAGGAACGGACAAAAUCCAUCUUGACAAAACCAAGGACCAACCGGUUUGUCAAGCUGGCAGUGAUGGGGCUGACGGUGGCACUGGGGGCAGCUGCUCUUGCCGUAGUGAAGAGUGCACUAGAAUGGGCACCCAAGUUUGAACUGCAGAUUUUCCCCUGAUGGAGGGAGAAUGGUGCCCUACCACUUUAAAGACCACAUCCCGCCAUAGCAGGAGAGGACGGUGUUUCCUUUAUUGAAAGGAUUGUCUAAAAAUGACUGGUGUAGAGUUUUCUAGUCCUGCUGCCCUUCAUAACACAACUUGCCUUUGUCCCCGAGUCAGUGGGGAAUGGCCCAGCAGCAGUGCUCACCAUGUGAGGAUGCUCACCUUGUUCUCGCCUCCCUGAGCAGCAAGAAAACGCCUCCUCUCUUACUCUGAGGAAUUAGAAGCUAACACUUCCUGAUCUGGCACUGCCUGGAACAGCCUGGCUGGUCAGGUUUCACACACAGUGACUGGACACCUGCAGAGUCUCCCCAGCGUGUAAUGGGAAAGGAAACAACUAAAUAUUUUCAGGUAGAUGAGCGGUCACAUCUGCAUCAGGAAUCAGUCUAGGAACUCAGUGAGUUGGGGGGGAGGUUAGACUGCUGAUGAAUGGUGUAAGUAGCUUUCUAGUUCUCAGGGCACCCCUUUCUGCCCUCCCCAGAGCACUCCGCUUUCUAAAGAGUCAUGGACUUAUCAACACUCUGAUCUUUUUCUUGCUCUGCAGGCAAUGUUUUAGUAGAGCAAAGCCUGUUUCGCAAAUUCCUGUCAUGGGAAUAGACCCCCUAGACCAACACUAGGGUUCAAGGUUGUCACCACUGUCUAACAGCAUGAGUUACAUUAAUGUCCUAAUCUCCCCAGUCUAGUAUGUUUACAGGAGGGAACAUCCAUGGGCUUUUUCUGGUCUACUGGAGAGAGGUCAGCUCUCAGUCAGCCACACCAACUUGACUGGUAAUAAGCGUAGUCGAUUCUUUCAGUUCAGCAAGAUGAGAUGGGGCUGAGUGUGAAUUAUUUGCCUCAGGUGAGAACAGUUACUUGCCAGGCCACACCAGCUAGAGUUACUACACCUAGAGAAGCCAUUUCAAUUGCUAACUUUUAAACACAGCCUUUAAACUAAAAAAAGAUUUUUUCCACAAUAGCUUGCAGCAGGACAGAAGCCAUUGCCCCUGGAAGGCCCUUUAAAAUCUCUCCAACUAACUGUUCAGACUUUCACAUCAACCCUUAAAAUGCUGCAGGUGAGUGACUUUUCCAGAAAUUGACCCCAGGUGCUUACAGCCCAGCCACUCACCAGAUCUGCCGCCAGCUUCUCCUCCUCCCAGCCCCAAAACCUCCAAGCACCUAGUACUAUCUAACUUAAACUAAGCCAAUAGACACUACACACCUCUACCUCCUCCUCCAUUGCUGCUAACCUCUCCCACAAGUGCCCUUACCCUGCCCUACAGCUUCCAAGGUGACUGACUGUCCCCCCUGCAUCCCACCUGAUGCCAUCUGCCCCCGUUUCAAGCAGUUACACACAUGGAAAUUAGGUGUUGUUUGAAGAGUUAAGGAAAUCUGAAUAUACUGGAAGCUUUGUGCCCUGCAGUAAUCUAGAGCCUUUUAUUAAUUCUUAAUACAGUCAAUUUUAUAUCUGAGUUACUCUGUGCCCUCAGUCCUGAAGGCACCGUGCCAUUCAGAACUGCAGUGUAAGGAAGUAAUAGUGCCUAGAUAGCAUAGCAGUGUGCACCUUAUACAAGCAUAACUUUAUCGGAUCGGAGCAGGGCUCUGAGCAAAAAAAUUGACCUUUGCUCCUGCAGUUGCUGAUGUCUGGGGUAUGUUUUGAUUCAAAAAACAAAAACAAAACAGCAAGGAGGAAAUUUGCACAAUUCCCCUUUCUGUUGUUGGCCCUUCUUUGUGGGCACCUUGCUUUCUAGUGACAUCUGGCUAGUCAGUGAUCAGGUUGCUUCCACUCAAGUGAUCGCUCCUCCCCUUUGCCAGCAUGUCUUCUAACAUGCUGCAGGUUUAAAAGGUAUUGUCAAUUUCUGGCUGCAUGGGAGUGAGCUGCCCAACCCAUGGGAAGUUGCGGGUGACGUCCUCUCCAAUAAAUGGAGUUGCGGGUAUGGGCAGAGCUGUUAAAUGAAGCACUUUAUUAAAAAGAAAAAAGAAAAAAAAAUCCACUCCUAGAAGAGGAGGGCACUCUCCCCCAGGGGUUAUUUUCUCACAUGGUUUACCUUCCUUGCCUAAAUACAAACCCAGGACCCUGGUUCCAUCAGAGGCACCUUGGAUGCUUGUGGUUGAUCUCAUUGAAACAGAAGAUACCUUCCUAUAUAGCUACCAAGAGAGAUGAGCCCUUCAGCAGUGUUUGGCCUGUGUUUAACUUGGUGUGAUUUGUGAUAGGCCCAGGCAGGGAAUUAAGAAGAGAGGGAGUGUGUGGGAGGAUUUUUCCAAAGCACUGAGGUGAGUUGGGAGUACAAGUCCCAUUCAGUGGGGUUUAUGCUCUUAACUCAGGGCCUUCUGCAAAUCCUGCCUGACCUGUACAAUUAAAAUAUAGUGGGGGGAUGUGGCCUUUUCUGUUGUGUAAAGGCAGCCGGAAAGGAGUUUCAUCACCCAUCUGAAAAUCUUUCUGCUGUUCUUUUUGUUUGUUUUUUAAACAUUAGAAAUUCAGGUCUUGUCUCACCUGCUUUGCUUAUCAGAUGCUGGGCAACUAGAGAGCUGGUAGAAUUGAUAUCACAAGUAUCAAGGAGCAAAUACUGAGUAGUUGAGAGUUAUAGUCGACUUUUAACAUUGUUUUUCCUGUUAACACCUCUAGCUCCAGCACCAGACACAAUUGGCAGGAAAGAUCUUUGUUAAAGGUUGAAACCCUCUGUCCAUGCUUCAGUUACAGGCUUCGAGAGUGCCUGUUCCAGCUCUCUGGUCCUCCAGCACACGCAGGGAAGAGGAGACUUGAUGUUACUGACUCCUGAGGGAAAAACACAAACAUCCCUGCCUGCCUUCCCUAUGCCUAGUAAAGCAACAGAAGAUGCCAUUGCAGGGACCUCCUGUGGCACUGAGUGUGUUGUGCAUACUGUGUGAUUUCCCCUUGCAUGUACAGAUCUAAAGGCCUAGCAGGUAGCCUGGAGAUGCUGCUGGAAACCAGUACCGCUUGGAGAUUUAGUCAAACGCCUCCCACACCUAAGCGUGAACCCCUGCCUUACACACUCGGAGCGGUUUCCAGCCCAUGUGUAGGCUCAUUCCCGCCUGGAAGGGUUACUGGGCCUUCAGUACCUUCCGUGGCUGAGGGUCCCUGGACUGCCCUCGGGCUCUCCAGGAACGUACCAGUUUCAUUCUCUUUUUACACCUUAACGGAGGAGGCCGGGAUGGCCCCUCCUGAAAGACACCGUUCUCUUCAGGUGGUUUAUGCUGUAUAAAGACUUGUAUACAUGUGUAAAUGCUGUUUUGUACAGAACUGUGUAAAAUAAACAGCAAUACCCAGUUACCA